Molecule: messenger RNA, 2101 nt
Organism: Musa acuminata subsp. malaccensis (wild Malaysian banana)
Lineage: Eukaryota; Viridiplantae; Streptophyta; Magnoliopsida; Zingiberales; Musaceae
Source: RefSeq, a predicted model, not a curated record
UACUAAGAUGGUUCGGACAUCAGACCCUAAAUGAGGGAAGAACAACAGAUGAUUCAAGCUCUCAUCCUAAGGUAAUGGAUUCACAUACAUUGUCACUAGAUUAACACUGGAGGCGUAUUCCACAAAUUUCUGAUGUGUGUCACACACAAUAUAAAUCUCUCGUGAGAAAAAUAGUUGAAGCAAAAUAUUUGCUACUUACUCACAUCCUAAUGUUUAAGAUGCAAUUAAGAAGAAGUCAGUAGUUGCUGUAAGCAUAGGUUUGGUAGUUCUUCCAAUGUACACGGACGCAUCAGUCGCAGUCGCUCUGACUAAUGGUCGGCACAGGACGGCGGCUUUGACCGACAUGAUGCGUCAACGCACAGGUACUGUCAUUUCGUUCCUCUUCAUCCGUCAACACUGUGACCAUGGCAGUGGUGAUGGUGGAAGGGAUGAUGGCAGCUUGGUAGAAUGAAAUAGGAAUUUUGGAUGCUUGUUGGUGUUAUGGUCAGUGAUUGUUAGAUCAGUAUGCUGAGUCUUGUGUUUCGACACAAAUAGCUGAUAAUAAGCCAAUGCAAGUGAACAGAAGAGAAUGCUUUAGAAGAACAGGACAAGUGAGUGACUCCACAUUUUCUUUUUCUGGGGAUAAGGUUUGCCAUGGGAAAGAUGUUUAAGAAAGGUAAAGGUUGCCAGCCCACACCAGCGAAUUGCAGAGACAGAAAGCAGGGUAAGAAUCUUGAUCAGGCCAUUGAACAUUAUUAGAGAGAGGACUACAGACAGAAUCUUGUGUGUGUUGUUCAUUGGAGAGAGAGAGAGUGAAGAAAACAGUGGAGGGACCAAUCCAGACCACAGCAUCCUUGUCAUUGACUCUUUGGGAAGGGUGAGCUCCGGUUGUAUUUUUCCUGCCACAGUAGGCCAAUCAGAGGUGGCUAACUAAUGUUGUGCCUGGUUAGGAUGAGAUGCUCUCCCAACAUCACGCAGCCAUUCAAGGGGGAGAGAGAGAUAGAAAGAGAAUAUAGAAGGUAGUAUAGGCUGUAAAGAGAGGGAGUGAGGAGCAGAGUCAGGGAGCGAAAGAGGAAGGGUGGAUUUAAUACAGAUAGUCAUGAGAAUUUAUGGCUAGCUUUAGGAGGCAGUGACUAAAAGGCUUUUCCUCAGAAGAGGCGAAGAGCCCCCCUCCCUGGAAGAAACCUGGUCCCUGCUGCAUAGCUGCGGAGACAUGGAGUUGGGUAGCUUGCAAAGAAGAUACAUUGACUUCACAUCAGCUCUCUUCCGUGAGGGGUUUCUGGACAACCAGUACACACAGUUGCAGCAGCUGCAGGAUGAGAGCAACCCCGAGUUUGUUCUUGAGGUCGUGACUCUUUUCUUUGAAGACUCUGAGAAGCUCCUCGAUGAACUAAGCAGGACCCUAGAUCAGCAGGUUGUGGACUACAAGAAAGUGGAUGCCCAUGUCCACCAGUUGAAAGGCAGCAGUGCCAGCAUAGGUGCUCAAAGAGUUAAAAAUGUGUGCAUGGCCUUUCGCAACUGCUGUGAGGAGAGGAACCAAGAAGGUUGCCUCAGAUGUCUGCAGCAAGUGAGGCAGGAGUAUUUCCUGGUGAAGAGCAAGCUGGAAACUCUGUUCAGGCUGGAGAAGCAGAUUCUGGCUGCUGGUGGAUCAGUCCCAGUGUUGUGGUAGUAGCAACAGUAGUACAUGCCAAAGCAGUUGUCCAGAGGUGGCAGGAAGAGUUGGUCAUGAUGUUAGCUUUGUGUUUGGUUUUUGCUUUUGCAGCUUCCUGUGGCCCACUCAUGUGGAAACAUCUCUUUUUGAGUGGAUUCAAGGGAUGCCAUGAUUCCCCACCCCACCUUGAUGCUGUAAAAAAGUGACUUAGCAGCCAAAACUUUUUGGUGUUCCAUUUCUGUGAUGAUGUGGUAGAAUAGAGUAGCAAUGAUGAUAUCCACUGUUUGACAGACAUUUAGGUCCACAGUUUGCAUGCACAGUUGGUUUGGCUAACCAUUGCAGAAACACAAGGCAUAGCUGAAGUCUGAAGAAUUGAAGUGUGAUCAGUACAUAGACUAGCAAAAUAUGAUGAACCCUAAAUUUGAGGUUCCUGCAGAGACAUGGAAGUCAGAACCAUUUUACAAAGGGAAA